GUGUUUGUGCAUUUAUUUUGCUUUGCGGUGAGCUGCAGGCGGUAUAAAAUGCAUUUCCCUAACUCUUUAUUGGCAAAUGCAAAAAAGUGACACGGAGUGUGCUAAAACAUAGUGGAUUCUUUGGUGCAGUGCAGCGGCACCAUAACUGCAUUCGUUACUACAACGGCGCUUGUUGACGGAGUCGAUAGUGAUAGUGUUGUUAAUACAAGGCGGUGAUUUAGAAUUCAGUUUUUUCUUGUUGAGGUUGUGUAAGGAAAAAAAAAAUAGAGAAAAACAAAUAUUGAUAGCAGUCGCAGCGCUGUAACAGAGUUAGCAGCAGAGAGCAGUAAAAAAGUGUGUAUCAUUAAAGGGGACUACGUGACCUGCUAGCUGCUAACAUGAGAAAGCGCACGUCCGAUUACUAUAGCUCCGAUACGGAACAAAUGGUGGCCUCUGAAGAUAUAGGAGCUAAGGCUCUUUCAAUUGAUGGAUAUCAAGAUGUAUAUUUGAUGCGUCCGCAGUCAAAGUUGACCUUUGGUAGUAGUUUUAAAGAAGCCAAACAUUUCUAUGAUACUGGUGAUGAAGAGGUGCAACAAUUGUUGUUGAAGGAAUGUAGACUUAUAUAUGAGUGCAAAUUGUGUCGCAAUAUGUUCCGUAGUCUGACGCAGUUCAUCGGUCAUAAAAGAGAAUUCUGUCGCAGCGCAGUUCACUGCGACGGUGACAUAUCUGAGGGCGAUAAAUACAAUGGAUUCGCCAGCAAUGUAAUAGUGACCAAAGAAAUUUGUAGUAAUAAAAAUAGUAGAUGUGAAUCUGUUUUGCAAAUAACUGAUGAGGCUGUGCAACAGACCAGAACACUUUGUGAAAGUAAUGAACUUAUGGAUGAAAAAAUUUCUGGAAUUUGCACGAAACAAGCGGUGGCUCAAAUCGAAAAUGAGAAAAUAAAAAAUAUACUCUCCUGUCCGCAGGAGCAUUGUAUGUUGAAUUUUUCAAACACCAAAGAACUUGAAUUGCAUUUCUCUCAAGAUCACACCAAAUCUAUGGUGUUUACCAAUUUUGCUGAACAAAGAGUGGACAAUCAAAAACAAACACUUUCUGAUGCUGUGGUUCCCACCAGAGCGCAGAAAAUGACAACAAACGUUCAUACCUGCGAACACUGCGCAAAAACUUUUGAAUGCGGCGACGCUCUAUCCACACAUCUUUUACAUUGUCCAGUUAAACAUAACAUAUUGAGUAAAACUCUUGCCUCGGGAAAUAUUGACAACAUUGCAACAAAGCGCAUCAAAUUGCAAGUAGUGACAACAGAGGAGCCCUUUAAUGGCAUGGAAGCGCAUGAACAGGGUCAGGAUAUGGCGAAUAUAUCGGAUAAUAUUACAACGGAUAUGCAAGAUGCUGUAGCUGUGAAGCAGGAGUAUGUUGCUUCAGAGAGCAGCACAACGGGAAACACAAGCGCUACAGCAAAGAAACGGAAAUUGAAGAAUCGAAGAGCUUUCACAAAUAAAGUUGCCGCGGCUAUCGAUCCACCAAAAGGGGUUGUAGAGAAUUUGCCAAUAAAACAGGAAAUUUGUAAUGAAGAAUCACGCACACAUGCCAAAAUUAAAACUGAAAGCAGUAUUGGCAGUGAUUUAGAGCCAAAGAAAUUGCUCUCCACUUGCAGCUAUUGUGGCAAGUCGUUUGAACGACGUGCUGCCUUAUCGACACAUCUGCAACAUUGUCCGGUGAAGUAUAGCGUCAUGGAGAAAAGCACAAUUUAUGGCAUGAGCAUAUGUUCGAAACGUUCGAAAUUGCAUUCGUCGGCAGAGAAAGCAUUAAAAGACACGCGCCAACAAAACAUUACAUCUAUGGUUACCGAAGAUCCUGAUACUGAACUCUUAAAUGAAAUGUUUGCAAAUUUGGGCAGACAAACUUUUGGCGUGGGCUUGCAGACGGUUACAAUUGAUCACGAUGACACGACGGCUUCCGGCACUGACGAUGCUAAGGAGGUGGAGGACCUAGAAGAUAAUGGACAAAUAAAAUCACCGACUCAGCUGAAUGAAACCUUGCUGUUAGAUCAAAGUGUAACUGAUGCUGAACUUUCCAUUAGCACAAUCACAGCAAUUGAAAGCUCGCUUGACGCACACGGGGAGGAGGACGCGGAGAAAAAGUCAUGCCGCCGUGUGCGUUCAGCGCCAUUGGAAAAACGUUUGCUAUGCCGUUGCAAGAUAUGCUACAAACAAUUCAACGCGCUGAGUAACUUGCGUCGUCACAUUUCUAUGUUCCAUUAUCGGGCUCAGCGUUUCGGUUGCACUUUGUGCGAUUAUCGCGCUUUUCGCCGCUACGACAUUGUUAACCACUUGGGCAAUACUCACGGCAUGAAAGGGGAUCCCGAAGCGAUGUCAAUUGAAUUCGUUUCGGAACACGAAGUAAACUAUAGUCGUGAAGAUGUUGAGGGUGAUAUUGUUGUGCUUGAUGAAGACAUUGAUGAAACGAGCGUGAUCAAUGAGUCAACUGAAGAUAUUGAAAAUAGCAUUGAAACAAGACAAAAUGUGAAACGCUUAAAGCGUAACAAAACUAUUUCGAUCUCAAGUGGGCUUAACGUUGGGUUAAAUAAGCUUACACGACAGAAAGUCAAACGGUCACAAUCGCAGCAUGAAACAUGCACGGGUGGUGGUGUUAAAACUCCGGCAAGGCGUCCCAUACGGAAUCGCAUUAAGCCGGAGAAUAAAGACUUCGUUUAUGAUCUCUCUAGUUUGGUUAAGAAGGAGAACAAUGAUGUACAAAACGACACUAUACGCAGCCUUAGACGUCGUAAUACAAUGAAUGUCGGUACAAUCGAACCUGCCACGCAUUGCUUAGAAUCACUACUCGGACACACAGGCAGUUGGGAUCAAAUACGUGGCGCUGCACAGCGUUUGGCUGCAUCCGCCAUAAGUAGCGGUGCGGCGACUUCGGACACUCAACCAGAAUUGCCAACGGAAAGACCACAAAUGCGUCAGCGCUUGAUUUCAACACAUCGGCCGGACAAUCAUUCCGUUCCGGUGAUCGAGGCCAGCGAACUGGAAGCCGCGCGUCUACAGUCCACACUACUGGAGGACACAUUCCUCGAAAAAGUGGCUAAAGCAUCGCCAACAUCCUUUAAAAUUAAACCCUUAUUAUCACUGCAUACCAGCACAUUGAAUAGGUUGCUGGAAAAAGUCGACUCCUCGCUGCAUCAACACGCCAAUGGCAAAUCGUCGCCCAGCGACACAUCCUGUAGUGAUGAGAAUGUCAUCACUAGCCUGCAUAUUUCCCCGCCUCCGUCUAUUCCACGAGCAAAUGCUCCACCACCCACGCCGCGCAAACGCAUCUCAAUGCUGGAUCGCCUGCGCGACGACACAUUCAAGUAUCGCGAAAGUCUGCUACGCUCUGCAUUGGAGAACUAAGGGCGGAAAUGUAAAAUUAAUUUUUAUAAUUAUAUUUAUUAGACUACUUUAGAUUAUGUGUAUCAAUUAAAUUUUAGUAGUACCUAACUAUAUUACCGCCACCUACCUAUACAUCCACACAAACACACACAUCUGCAUGAAUUUUCAUGCUUUGCAACUUAAUAGCCUGCUAGUUUCUUUCAGUGGGUUUGUUUCGUAAAUUCCAUUGCAGUUUUAUGUAAGUACGAGGUCUCAAAUAUAUACAUACGUAUGUUUAGUUUGCAGUCGUACAUACACAUUUACAUUAGUAUUAGUGUAAUGCAAAGAUGUACAAUACAUGUACCUUGCACACUCAAACGAAGUUAUUCUUCAUUAUUUCGUGUGAGAGAAGCCUUACAAAAUAAAAUAAUGGUAAAAAACA
Molecule: messenger RNA, 3777 nt
Organism: Bactrocera tryoni
Lineage: Eukaryota; Metazoa; Arthropoda; Insecta; Diptera; Tephritidae
Exons: 6
Coding region: 378-3377 (999 amino acids)
Source: RefSeq, a predicted model, not a curated record